Molecule: messenger RNA, 2063 nt
Organism: Bombina bombina (fire-bellied toad)
Lineage: Eukaryota; Metazoa; Chordata; Amphibia; Anura; Bombinatoridae
Product: gastrula zinc finger protein XlCGF26.1-like
Exons: 9
Coding region: 72-1913 (613 amino acids)
Biological process (GO): regulation of DNA-templated transcription
Source: RefSeq, a predicted model, not a curated record
CCUGUUUGUACAGUGAUGAUCAUAAGUAGUACAGUAGAAGCUAAUACUACUGACUCAGUACUGGGGGUUUUAUGUCACUGAUGAACAAGAUGAAGAAGAAGCUGCCUGAGCGGAUCCUGAAUCACAUCCUGGAGAUUCUCUACCUGCUGACGGGAGAGCGUGUGACUAACUCACUGACAGCGGGUCACAUGACCGGGGACAAGAUGACGACAGAGAGAAUACUGACCCACACCCUGCAGAUCAUGUACCUGCUGACAGGGGAGGUGCCUAUAAAGUGUGAUGACGUUGCCGUGUAUUUCUCUAUGGAGGAGUGGGACUUUAUAGAGGGACACAAGGAGCUUUACAAGGACGUCAUGAUGGAGACUCAGCAAGCACUAAGGACAAUGGAGAUCCCAGGAAAUGAGAGCUCAGAUGAUAUUAUUGAUGAUAUUAUUACUGACGUAGAUGUUAAAACAGAAGAUCUGAGUGUAACGUGUCAGCUGGAAGCUGCAGAGCAGGAAAUGUGUGACAGCGGCAGUGCAAAUGUUAAAACAGAAGAUCUGAGUGUAACGUGUCAGCUGGAAGCUGCAGAGCAGGAAAUGUGUGACAGCGGCAGUGCAAAUAAUAUUAAUGAUGAUAUUAUUACUGACGUAGAUGUUAAAACAGAAGAUCUGAGUGUAACGUGUCAGCUGGAAGCUGCAGAGCAGGAAAUGUGUGACAGCGGCAGUGCAAAUGUUAAAACAGAAGAUCUGAGUGUAACGUGUCAGCUGGAAGCUGCAGAGCAGGAAAUGUGUGACAGCGGCAGUGCAAGUGAAUUUGAAAACGUCAUUAAUCCUAAUUAUGCUCAGAGUGCAGAAGCUCCUUUCAAUCCUCUUGAAAAUCAAAAAAGCCACAUGGGAAAUUUAUGUUCUGGAAGUGGGAAAUGCUUUACCCAGAAAUCACAUCUUAUUACUCAUCAAAAAAUUCAUACAUCAGCGAAAGCAUUUUCAUGUUCUGAAUGUGGGAAAUGUUUUCACCAGAAAUCGAGUCUUUAUAGACAUUUGAAAAUUCAUACAGGAGAAAAUCAAUUUUUCUGUUCUAUAUGUGGGAAAUGUUUUACCCGUAAAGAUAAUCUUGUUUCUCAUCAGAAAAUUCAUACAGGAGAAAAUCAAGUUUCUUGUUCUAUAUGUGGGAAAUGUUUUAACCGUAAAAGUAAUCUUGUUUCUCAUCUGAAAAUUCAUAGAAGAGAAAACAGAUUUUCUUGUUCUAUAUGUGGGAAAUGUUUUCUCAAUAAAUCACUUCUUUAUAAACAUCUGAAAGUUCAUACAGGAAAUAAUCAAUUUUCCUGUUCUAUAUGUGGGAGAUGUUUUACCCGUAAAGAUACUCUUGUUGCUCAUCAGAAAAUUCAUACAGGAGAAAAUCCAUUUUCCUGUUCUAUAUGUGGGAAAUGUUUUAACCGUAAAAGUAAUCUUGUUGUACAUCAGAAUAUUCAUACAAGAGAAAACAGAUUUUCUUGUUCUAUAUGUGGGAAAUGUUUUCUCAAGAAAUCACUUCUUUAUAAACAUCUGAAAGUUCAUACUGGAGAGAAUCCAUUUUCCUGUUCUUUAUGUGGGAGAUGUUUUACCCGUAAAGAUACUCUUGUUGCUCAUCAGAAACUUCAUACUGGAGAGAAUCCAUUUCCCUGUUCUGUAUGUGGGAAAAGUUUUACCCGUAAGGAUACUCUUUUUGUUCAUCAGAAAAUUCAUACAGGGGAGAAAGAAUUUUCAUGUUCUGUAUGUGGAAAAAGUUUUACUAUGAAAUCAACGCUUUUUAAUCAUCAGAAAAUUCAUACAGGAGUGAAAGGAUUUUCAUGUUCUAAAUGUGUGAGAUGUUUUACUCAUAAAUCAAGUUUUAUUAGGCAUCAGAAAGUUCAUAUUACAGGAAAUUCAGGAGAUAAGAUCUUAAAGGACCAUUAAACUUGACAUUUCAGCAACGCAUAAAAUAUUUAAUUAUUGCAAGUGAAACAUUAUUGCAAUAUACAUUCAUUAUUUAUUUAUUUUUUUCAAUCUUUUUAUUUAUGUCAAAGUUUAACAUAACAAUAAAGAAAAUUUACAACAGCUUCUAAA